This is a messenger RNA of Rhipicephalus microplus (southern cattle tick), 8139 nucleotides long. RefSeq names its product terminal uridylyltransferase 7-like. Gene Ontology annotation, molecular function: RNA uridylyltransferase activity; zinc ion binding; nucleic acid binding. Lineage: Eukaryota; Metazoa; Arthropoda; Arachnida; Ixodida; Ixodidae. The record is from RefSeq and is a predicted model, not a curated record.
CAGAACGGAUGCCACGCCGGUUUGGGGCGUCGGCAAAGGCAAGUCCAUGGCUCGUACUCAACAGUGAGUUGUGUAUUUCUUGCAUCAGCGGUGCAUCACGAGGCGGUCUGUCUUCGUAUGCCUGCAAUGUGCUGGUGAUUCACUACCUCCAAAAUACUGAACCACCAGUAAUACCAGUCCUCCAGCAGUUGGGUCAACAGGAGCCAAAACUCGUCGACGGGUGCAACGUCUAUUUUUUUAACAACAUUGAUGAAUUGGAAUCAGUCUGGAGUGGCAAAAGACAUAACCUCCAGCAAGUCGGGGAGCUGUGGGUUGGUCUCCUACGUUAUUAUGCAGACUUUGACAUAAAAAAGUAUGUUGUGAGUAUUAGAGCGAAGACACCUGUGACGAGACUGCAGAAGAGGUGGGAAUCGGAGUUCAUGGCUAUCGAAGAUCCUUUUGACAUAGAAAGGGAUCUUGGACAGCACGUGACGAAGAACAAGGGCGAGUUCAUCAUCAGCGCCCUGAAAAAAGGGAUGAUGCGUUGCGAGAAACCCAUUCCACAACCGGCUGGCCAGUAUGUGACGUUAGUUGCGUACUUCUUCGAUGCCAAGACCUUCGAAGAAGGGUCACCGCCACAAGGUCGCCACCGCUUCGGAUCAUGCCACAUUUGUGGAAUGAUGGGGCAUUACAUCAGGAAUUGCCCGCACAUGGACAACAUCUUCAUUGUCAAGAAGAAAAGUUCGGCAAACCCCAGUAUCAUCCGAGCCAGUGGAGGCUUCACGGUGAAGCACGCUACACAGCCGCCACGUCGGUCCAUAUCUUAGGAAGCUGGCCGGUGGUCAAAGACUCGGGAUGAAAUUGUUGUGCCCCUCAAGUAGCAGAGACGUGACAUCGAAACGAAGAGCCAGUUCUUCCUCUUGGGAUCAUCAGCUCCACAGGCUUCGAGAACUGACUCAUCUGUUCAGCUCUCCCCCUUCCCCAAUUCUAUUCACUUCCCUCUUGUUGUGCUUGUACUCCUCUGCGCAGUGGGCGAACAUGUAACAGUGAAUUUUACUUUGGGCAGUCAGUCAAGGAAGACACUAGCAAUGCCCGUCUUCUUUAUCGGUCACUCGUUUUGGGAAUUUCCGCAGUUUUACCUGGCAGCAUAAGCAGACAAACAAACAAUAGCUCUGGGCCUGCAUCCAUUCCCAUAAACGCUAUCAAGCACACCGACGAGGCAGACUGCUGAAGUGUAACACCAGCUAGUGCUCGAUCAUAGCAAGACUCGAGUCUCCCUGCAGUGAUCAACGUCGAAUAUAGCUCAGCGCUCUAUGUUCUCAUUGGGCUGGGGCCAAUGGCAUUUGUCAUCCUGUUCGUGGGAACCUGUAGCUUGCGGUAGAAGCAUGCUCUGAAGACUCGAAAGAUGGUGAUGCCUAUCCCUAGUGCCGCUGGCGCAAUAGAUGAACAAAUUUAUGCGUUAACCAUCUUGAUCCAAGAAAUGCACCUUAUUGCUGUAGGCAUGCACGUCUCAGCCAGCCGAGCAGUUGGGCUCAUCACUGACGGCAGCAGCUAUAUAUUGUUUUGUUAUCUCAGAUGACACACUGCCCCCUUUCAUGAACAACUUCACGCACUCGGCAUUCCAAGAAAGUUUGCCGCCUCUGGGCUCUUCAACAAGUGCUGAAUUGGCACCCCUCCUUGGUGGAAAAUAAGUCAAGGAUAGCCCAGCUCUUCUUUAGAAGGCAUUGCAUUUCAAAAACAUUCCCCACUAUUCUAUAACCUGCUAGUGUCAACUCAAGUAUCAAAGUACUUGAGCACCACAAUUUGGAGGAGCUUCUUUUGCAAUGUUUACCUGUGUAAAUUGUUAAGAAAGAGCAGUGAACAGUUGAGAGGCGGAGCUUUUUUCAACUUGCUUGCAUGGGGCACACUUUGAGUUGAGGCCACUCUUGUCCACAAGGCGUUGAGUUCUUGCUAGUGUGCAAGGGAUAGGCAGACUUGUUGCUAGAACUGUCACAGUGCUGUUGUUCAGCCUGCCGUAGUGCUACCACAAGUUUAUUAGGCGUCACUUUACACUUAUGCAGGAAGCUUAUUUGGACACAUGCUGCCAAAGCUACAUCAUUCGAAAGCUUAAUUUGCUCAGUUUACUGCUACACGUACAUUUCAUUGUGGCCUGACAAAGAAAGCUUCUCUUGGGUCUUGUUAUUGAGUGGCUACGUCAGUGGUCAGUUAGCAUUUACUUGGACUGGCUGGAGGGUUUGCAUGUGGGCAUUUUCCAUGUACCAUGAAAAUCCAGUGACCCUGAUGGCAAGACUUCGCAAUAGUUUUCUUACAUUUGCGGAGGUCAAGAUGCGUGGUGCCACUGCUAGUGCCUUCAGUGAUUGCUCAGAGCUUUUUCUCCCGAAAGCUUCUACACUUUUGCGAGGCUGUUGUCACAGCUCGGUGUCUUUAGUCUUUGCGUUUUGCUCCUAUAUCCCAUUUACUCGUGCAUCUUAUGUGCAGCUGGUACUAGCAUGCACCGGUAGGGAUGCGCUGACACUUAGAAGUUGCCAGUAGCACUAGUCUGUGCUAAAAGCGCUAAAUCGAGCCACUGGUCUUAACAGUUACUUACAGGCAGCAUGGGACAUGAAUUAAAAAGUGCUGUGCUUUGUGUUUAGCAUGGAGAGAGUGUCACAGUUCUGUGCUAGUGAAACAAUUAACAGUGCACUAGUACCGAUUUCACUGGCACUUAACAUUUGCUAUUUAGUUUGGUAAGGUACUGCUGCGGCACACUGUGUACCUUUAGUCAUGCCAAUGGCCCAUUGGUUUUAGCUGUGGUAUGAGCUGACACAGCACAUGUAAUUUGUCAUACCAGACUGACGUGUUGCACCGAAUCUGGUUCUACAGUACUGUUUGUAUAUAAAAAGCUGUUAUCUUGAUUAAUCAAAAUGUUGCAUGCAAGUCAAUCUCACUCACAUGGUCACUGCUGUAGACAUAGCAACAUCCUGCCUUACAAAGAAAGCUGUAUUUUAAACCUUGCAUUAGUCGUUUUAACAGUCUAAUCAUUAGAAUCAAGCCAUGCAUCUGAAAAAAGUGCUUGUUCUUGUAAAGACAAAACAUUAUGAAUAUAACCAGCACUAAAUUGUGAAACGCACAAUGGCAUUGUCAAAAGGCAGUUUGAUGCUCUCUUUUGGACAGGUUUUAUUGGUUUUUGUUUCCCCUUGAAGUCCACUUUAAGUGCAUAGAUGCAGCUCUGAUAGCUAAUAGAUUCCAAGGCAUCACAAAUGAGUUCAAAGAUUGAGCCUCUAUCAAUCUGCCUUAUUCAAAAGACAAAAUGUUGCUACUCUUGGGAUAGGGUGCACCUGUGGAGGAACCCAAUUGUGCAGUUUCAAAGGCCGCACCUGCGAGUUCUUUACAGUCAAGUCGUAUCUACAUAUCGCAACCUUUCGGUGCUGUAGCAUGUGAGGACGUGCUAAAUGACAAUCUCUUUCUUGUUUCUGACUUCUUCUUUCUGUUACUCGGAUCUCACACUUCAAAGUACCUUUAUCAGCGUAGCGAGGACAAAGUACAGGUUUCACGACAUUGGUCGCGACUGCAUGUUUCGUGCUGCCAUCAGAGCUUCUCACCGCUUUGCUUUUAAACAUUAGCACGCUUCACACUUUUCCAGUUCUUGGGCCUUUGCAUUUGAAGGUGGUGUUUUUCGCACUUUUUGGCUUGUUUUCUCGGUACAGGCUGUGGUUGCUGUGCUGGCGCAAUGUCGAAGCUUAGCGCUAUGCUUUGCCAAGACAACUUAUCUCAUUUUUCACCUCCCAUAAAUCUACUGACCAUAUGAGUUAUUAUUAUAAUCGAAGGAUGAAACAGUCACAGUGACUCAGCAUGCAGCUGUUGCGCAGUGGUUCCGUUCUGGCAAAAACUGUGUUGAAACAAAUGAAAACACUUAAAUGAUGCACAGGUUUGAAGACAGCAGCAAAUGGCAAGAAGGGUGUGACAUGACAACUUAGCUGGCAACUUGUUGAUCGGUAUGUUCGUAAUGUACUAGCAAAGCCAACUUUUUCAGUGUCCACCAGUUUCUCUUCAGUUUCAGCAGAGGAAAGCACACUUCCAGUCUUUGCUUAUUUAGCAUUCUUCACCUCUCGCCAACAUUCCCGAAAGUUGUGUCUACGAAAUGCCUUGUAGCUCAGCUUCUGAGGUAUCUUCUUUUUAUUACAUUUAUACUAGCCAUAGUAACCUGACUUAUUAGUAUAUGUCCUUCAUUUUGUUGUCAGCAGUUUUCUGUUGUCAUAGCUUGUCCUGCCUCGUUAAGGCUCUCUUUCCGGAAAUGGCCUACAUUAGUCGCGUUACUUUACCAUUGAGGGGGAGUGUCCUAGCAUUCUGACAGUGUUCGUUGCGCAUUAUUUUACCUUGGUUAUGUCUGCGAGUUUAACCGCCAUGCUCUCUCUUUUCCUCUCUGUUCUAAUGUUACCUGCUUUCUUUCGACAAAGACAUUACUGGGCGUGUAUUUCAAGUAGUGUGUACAUAAGACAAUAUAUGUAGUUAAAGUAUCAUAGUUUAUAGUUUUGCUUAAAAGGCAACUUGUUACCUUCUUACCACCCAUAUUAUGUCUGUGAUGCUAGCUGCCACUUAAUCUGGGUUUCUUUCCUUUUUUUGCGGUUGGGAAUAGCAGAAAGGCUGGACUUACAGAAGCAGGUUCAUUGUGUGAUCCAUAAAUUUAUUUGUGCUGCUAGGUGUUGCUUGGUAUUUGACAGGUCCCUGUAUUGCUGGAACAAGGUUAUAGACAGAUGCAGCUUAAAGCAUACUUGUAAAGGUUCAAUUCUUGUGCUGUAAACUAUAAAAUGAUCCUCAAAUGCAAUCAGGUUUUCAAUUUUUGGAAGCUUAUUCAGCAAAUACAUAAGAAUAAAAAGGUUUAGAGCGAGCCUUUUUUUAACAUUGUUAAAUACCUCGUGCGAGUUUCUGCAAACCUACAAUUUAAUGAAACCAACUCAUUGCAUGUAUGGCUACAACUGCCUAUCUGCAAGUGUUUCUGAAGUGUUUCUUGGUUUGAUACUGUUAUAACCGGACACAGAAGCUGGCCGCUACGCUGUGUUACUGCCAGCUCUGAGAGCUAAAGUGGUGGAUGCUGGCACCGUCCGGCAGUAAGGAGACAAGUCAGGGUGAAUGAUCAGUGCAAGCACUGAGCUCAUUACUACUGCUGGACUGUCAAAGUGCCUACAUCUGUGCACUUGUUCAGAAGUGUUCUUUAAAGCAAGCUAAAUGAGGCUAACACUGCUUAGUUCUUCUCUUUGCAGUUUUGGUUUGUUUGAAUAAGGUUCAUACUUCAGGGCUCGUGUGGUCUAGCUUCGGCAGUAUGGUCAUGCUCCAUUUUGCUACAGCGUGUUAGAAGGAAGAGAUCAGUUUACUCUUUAUUUUGAGAGCAGUGUAUGGACCCCAAUCUCCCUUGGACAUUCCUGUACGGAUACAUGGCAUUGAGUGAUAAGUUUGCAUAUUCAACAGAGGUGCGGCAUAUGGAAUGCAAUUUUACUUUCCUGUCAUCUAGAAGGAUUGAAGCAAAUAUUGCAGGUACAAGUCCGAUUCCAACAGUUAUAGAUAGAGAUUCAGCUUAUGCUUUGUCAAGCAGUCGUAGACGUUCCCUCUUUGGUUAAACGUGUUGCUAAUUGAGGACACUGUGUGCUCACAUUACAGCCUCUGAACAAUACAUGUCACAUCUCGUGCAGGUUACUCAGGUUUACGAACAGUAACUAGCUGACCAGCUUCCGUAAGUUAUUUGCUCUUGUGGCAGGUACAAAAGUUUGCAUAUAUGGUCAUCGUAGUUGGAAUGAUAAAGGAGUCAGUACAGUCAUUAUUGCUGUUUCAAGAUGCCUGCAACUUGUUUACCUGCACAGUGCUCUGUCUCACUUAGCCCUUUUUUUUUUCGAACAACAGUGUUGUGUGGAAAUUCAUUUCACGAUUGUUGUCUGGCCUGCAAAAAGGAACAAUGAUUAGUUCAGUGUGUCCAGAGUAUAGUCAGGAAGUAGUCGAACCAGGAGACCAACAUGGCUGCAUGAACCGUUGUAGAGAAAAAACAACAUUAAUGUUGUUCACCUUUCUCUAAUCAAAAGACUUGGUUACGAAAAUUGCAACUUGUUGUGUGUUUCCGCCAGUUUGACGGGGUUGCUGGUGCUUGCGUUGUAGAUAUUUGUUCAUUUCAAAACUCAAGCGUGCACGCACUUAUCAAUAUACAUGAGCAUUUCCCCGCGUGUGAAUUUUUUUUCCAUGUUGUAAACUUUCUCGCUUCCUGCAUGUGUGGUUGGCUAGUACAUCAGUGACCCACAUAUGAGGAACAGCUUCAUUUUGUACAGUGGAGGCCGAGUCUUCAGUUGCAAGACUGGGCGGAAAAAUGCCUCGAGUGGUAAUGGCACUUUCCGGUGUGCAUUGCACGCUUUGCAGAAUGCAGUUCACUGUAGUCGGACAUAGCUGAAGAAGUCCGUAUUGGCCCUUCUAGAAAUACUGGAGCACAGUGGCCAAUCGCUCCGUGAACAAAGAAGUAGUCUUGCUCACGGGCUCGGCAGCAUUCUCCAAAAGCGGUGUCAUCGACUGCAUAAAGCCUGGCAGUAGUCUGGAAUGUGCACCCAAUAAAGAAUGUUUCUGUGCGUGCGCCAUUGAUGAUUAAAUGCCACAGACUUCGAACAAUAGACUUGGCCUUGUGAGAGUGAAGGGACGAGAAAGUGUUUCGUGCUUAUUGCGAGAAGUCAUGACUGUAAUGGUGCAUGUUGUACAGGAAGAAAAAAAAAGGCAGUCACUGUUGUAUCUGUAGCUACAGAAUCUCAAAGGCGUUUCUCAAGGUGUCUCUUUUUUUCCUUUUUUGUCUUAUCUGUCAUGUUUAUGCAGGUUUAUCAAGGCUUGUAAUUAAGGUUAGCAUGUUGGUGCGAUUUAAGUCCUGCCUAGGUGUGGCUUGCAUCGCUUGCCUAAUUUCUCCCUCUCUUUUAUAAUGUGUUCAUGUUAGACGAAUCUUCACUUUAAAUUGUAUUGUUUUAAUCCACAGAAUCGCGCUCUCUGCCACAAAGUAUGGUGUUUGGCUUGUAAACUGUUGUAUAUUGGUUUAACGAACACUGUGCUUUCUUUAUUUCAUCUUUCUGAGUCUGUUGCUACGAGGGUGAAAAACUAAAUUCUUUAUUGCCCUCCUAAUUUCUUUGUGUACAAAACUUUGUGUGUGAAGUAGGUCCCGACUUGGCUGUGGGUGAAUGGGUCAUUGCAAGACGUCAAGUGUGUUUGGUGAACAUCGCAGGCAUACUUUUGUGGACAGCUUGCAGCGUAGCUUAUGUAUUGAAUAUCUACAGUAGUAGUAUCUGCGUGGAAUGCAAUUGUGUGGCGCAUCUUUACUCAGUCUUGGGAUUAUCGAGCCACAAUACAACUCCCAAAGCUCCUAUCACUGAUUUCUUGUGUUACCUAUAUCCAACUUCUUUUUUUUAGACAGCUGGAAUGAUGAGCAUUUGACUAGCACUUGUGUGUCAUAGCAAUUUUUAACAUAUUGCAUAACAUAAGUACUUCAGAUAAACAGAGUAAAAAAAAAGGAGAUUGUCUUUCUCAACCAAUUCUGCUGUACUUUAACCCUUGUUCCGCUAUAUUGCCCAGGAAAGUAAUUUUCCACAAACUUGCAAUACGUUAGGGACACAGAAGCCUUUGCAAGCAAAACUCGGUUCAUUCAUUGCUUUAGUGGAGCAAUGCGUGGAAAUUUGCUGUUGCAUAGCUCGCUUUGUCAAAAUCAUUCCAACUCAUAGCCAAAGGCCUCACUCUGGGACUUAUGAAAUCCGUGUGUAUCGAAAGCUACGUCAUAAUUGCCUGGCGGAAGCACCACUGUUAGUCAGCUCGGCAGCACCUAGCACACGAGAUAUUGGCAUACAACGAAUGACACAGCAGUCAGUGCGAGUGUAUUUUACACAUGUGCUAUGGUGUUGUGCAUGUGUGCUAGUGUUUUAGCAAGUAGGACAUGCCUGUCUGUCAGCAGGGGACGAUCAGUCCUGUUCCAUAUCACUCCUGAAUAAGCUCUUUUUGUGGCACUUUCCCUUUUGUUUUUCUGCGACGCUAGAUUUUAUGCAAUGCUAUGCAACAGAUUUAUGCAAUGCUAGAUGUAUACUGUGUGUCUGAGCCUCCCUCUGCAUUUUUUUUGUAAUGUUUGAGAUGUCGUUUUUUAGUAUGAAUAAAUGAUUGCUUUUUUAAGUGGUCCUUUCU